AUGUAUCUUGAUAACUCAACUGAUUUCCAGACUGCUACAAAUACCUUCUCAUCCAACAAGGCAAAUCACUUCUACCAUAAUACAAAAUUGCUAUCCGCAAGCGAACCGUUCAUGCCGAUGGUAGAUGACACCGGAUCAGGCGUUAUCGACGACCAAUUUAAUAUCCUCCUCGCCAAGAACAAGCUCCCAAUCAACGUCCCGACCAUGUUCACCAAUGUCCGUGACGAAGCAAGCCUCUACAUGGCCAUUUUUGGCUCGACCCAGGGCCCACUCGCUACAUUGCUUAGCGUUAUAUUCGGCGAUACCCUCGCUCGGAAAAUAAUAUCCUCUGGGGCAUAUAAGGUCGAUGAGUCCGACCACGAUGCCGUCCUAAACGCUGCUUCCGAUGCAGUAUCGCACAGUCAGUGGACUUGCCCACAGGGCUAUCUUCUUGAUAAUUCUAUUUCCAUCUUUCCUGUCCUAUACGAAGUCCAAAUUGCAGAUGGUCAUGCAGAGACAUCGAAUAUGCCGGAUAUCUGUUACCCGAAUACUGCGUACAAUGCUUCCUGCCACACCUCGGAUGUCUUGCUCGCGUGGGGUACCCUGAAUACCAAGACGGAAGAUGUGUAUCCGUACUACGACGAUUGGGAUAUUUUGCACUCACAGCUUGUUCAUGAUGUAUUCGGUGCGUUUUUCCGCGAAAGGAACCCAAAUCCAGAUUUGGAGUUCUUGAAGAUCCGUGGUCCUGCGUAUGCAAGUACUCUCGAUAUAUUUGGUGGAGAGUGGGUUGGUUCGAACUCUUCGUUUGGGCGUUCUGAGAAGCGGUUUCUUAUUGAGCAGUAUACGGCUUCGACACGGAAUAUGACGCUUUUGGGAAUGCCGCCGUCUACUACGGCUAAUUUUGAGGACGAGGAGAUUUGUGCUGUGCUGCGCGAUUAUGGGUUUACUUUCCAGAGGGCGCGGCUGUCGGAUUAG
Molecule: messenger RNA, 954 nt
Organism: Penicillium psychrosexuale
Lineage: Eukaryota; Fungi; Ascomycota; Eurotiomycetes; Eurotiales; Aspergillaceae
Product: CAZyme family CE10
Exons: 1
Coding region: 1-954 (317 amino acids)
Source: RefSeq, a predicted model, not a curated record